AUGGUUAUUUUACAUUUAAAACGCGGUGAUGAAAAUCUAUUCCUUUACGAAACUGAUGUUAAUGAAAACACCACCGAUGUUGUUAAAGAUAUAACCGCUAUCUAUAAUGGUCGCCUUAAGGUGGAACGUAUUUGCAUGGAAAUGGAAGAAUUAGCUACGCAUGGUACUCUCUUGCCUCCCGAAAUGAUUGGUCUGACUGAUGAACAAAUCGAAGAAUUGAAAUUAAAGGAUAUAUGGUCUGAGAAAUGUAUACCGUCCGGUGGUUUUAUCUUCAAUAAAGAUCCAAUUGGACGUCGCAAUGGUCAACAGCCAAAGGAAAAUAUGCAAGAGGUCUUACGUAAUGCUAUGAGAGAUGCCCGUGAAUUAAUCGAUAAAAAAUUAGUAUUGACUAAGCGCCCAUUAAAUUUGAAAAUAGUGGGCGAAGCUAUAAAUCUCUUACGUGGUGCUGUUACUAUUGUCUACCCAAUGCAAUUGCCACCCCACGAUUAUAUACGUCAGGAAUUUACAAAUACCGAAGAUUUAUCUGGCACUCAAGCCUCUAGAGAUGUAAUAGAACCCUCGAAAGCUCAACUCUGGUUUGCGGGACGUCUUCUAUUGAACGAUAAGAAAUUGAGCGAAUUUAUUGGUAACAAUAAUAAAACCAAAGUGGUGGUAAAAUUGAAUCAGCACGGUCAAGGUCCCCCAGGUCGUGAACCGGUGAUAACCGAGGACAUACGACGUCAAAUGAUGGCUGAUUCUUAUCGCCGUCAAGAGGAAUUGAAGAAGUUGGAAAUGGACGAAGAUGAUAAUUAUCUAAACUCAAGUUGGGCUGAUAGCGGCAUAUUGAAACGCCAAGCCCAUGGUCUGGAGAAUGUACGGUUCCGUGUGGGUUAG
Molecule: messenger RNA, 873 nt
Organism: Glossina fuscipes
Lineage: Eukaryota; Metazoa; Arthropoda; Insecta; Diptera; Glossinidae
Product: cilia- and flagella-associated protein 298
Exons: 1
Coding region: 1-873 (290 amino acids)
Biological process (GO): regulation of cilium movement
Source: RefSeq, a predicted model, not a curated record